Molecule: messenger RNA, 1392 nt
Organism: Myotis davidii
Lineage: Eukaryota; Metazoa; Chordata; Mammalia; Chiroptera; Vespertilionidae
Product: tubulin beta-2B chain-like
Biological process (GO): mitotic cell cycle; microtubule cytoskeleton organization
Cellular component (GO): microtubule; cytoplasm
Molecular function (GO): structural constituent of cytoskeleton; GTPase activity; GTP binding
Source: RefSeq, a predicted model, not a curated record
UGGGCCGGCGCUCUCGGCCGGUCGGUUCCCCUGCGCUUUCCCUGUGACCCCGCAGUGGGUGUGUAAGGGAGGACGAACAGACGGACCAGACGCCGACCGGGGCCAGAAGAAGCUAGCGAGCAUCAUGCGUGAGAUCGUGCACAUCCAGGCGGGCCAAUGCGGCAACCAGAUCGGCGCCAAGUUUUGGGAGGUCAUCAGCGAUGAGCAUGGGAUCGACCCCACUGGCAGUUACCAUGGAGACAGCGAUUUGCAGCUGGAGAGAAUCAACGUGUACUACAAUGAAGCCACUGGUAACAAGUACGUACCUCGGGCCAUCCUGGUGGACCUGGAGCCGGGCACGAUGGACUCCGUCAGGUCUGGACCAUUCGGCCAGAUCUUCAGGCCCGACAACUUCGUGUUUGGCCAGAGCGGGGCCGGGAACAACUGGGCAAAGGGCCACUACACGGAGGGCGCCGAACUGGUAGACUCAGUCCUGGACGUGGUGAGGAAGGAGUCAGAAAGCUGUGACUGUCUGCAGGGCUUCCAGCUGACCCACUCGCUGGGGGGUGGCACCGGGUCAGGGAUGGGCACGCUGCUCAUCAGCAAGAUCCGGGAGGAGUACCCAGACCGCAUCAUGAACACCUUCAGCGUGAUGCCCUCGCCCAAGGUGUCGGACACGGUGGUGGAGCCCUACAACGCCACGCUGUCCGUGCACCAGCUGGUGGAGAACACAGAUGAGACCUACUGCAUCGACAACGAGGCCCUGUACGACAUCUGCUUCCGCACCCUGAAACUGACCACGCCCACGUACGGGGACCUCAACCACCUGGUGUCCGCCACCAGCCCCAGGUCCAGGAAGGAGGUGGAUGAGCAGAUGCUGGCCAUUCAGAGCAAGAACAGCAGCUACUUCGUGGAGUGGAUCCCCAACAACGUGAAGGUGGCCGUGUGCGACAUCCCACCCCGGGGGCUGAAGAUGUCCUCCACCUUCAUCGGCAACAGCACGGCCAUCCAGGAGCUGUUCAAGCGCAUCUCGGAGCAGUUCACGGCCAUGUUCCGGCGCAAGGCCUUCCUGCACUGGUACACGGGCGAGGGCAUGGACGAGAUGGAGUUCACCGAGGCUGAGAGCAACAUGAACGACCUGGUGUCCGAGUACCAGCAGUACCAGGACGCCACGGCUGAUGAGCAGGGCGAGUUCGAGGAGGAGGAGGGGGAGGACGAGGCUUAAGAACUUGUCAGAGACACCGUGCCACGUCAGUGAAUUUCUGUUGUCCUCAAUGAAGCAUGGUCUUUCUAUUUGUAUCUAUGGUGCUCAGUUUUGCCUCUGUCAGAAAUUCGCACUGUUGAUAUACUAAUGUGGCACUCCUCUAAAAAUUAAGGUAUAUACUAUACUAAUUAAAACGCAUGUGUCCAAAA